CUAGAAUCUCGCGCCUUACGUAAAGAAACCAGGAACGGAUAGUCAACAAACCUCAUUGCGCCCAAAAUUUUCCCUAUUUCUCCUUAAAUCCUGUCCUGACCUUCCCCUCCACGUGACCUCAGACUGACCUUGACCUCGCACACCUGUUGAUAAAAGCCACAGGGGCGAAAAGUGACGAGUGUUGAGAAAUAUUAGAAAAAAAAGAUUUAUUUUCUAGUUUUGUUUUGGUUGACGACUGUUUGUGUGUUUGUGUGUUCGUGAGUGAGGGAAGAUGUUUGCCGCCUCCACCACGCUCCUCCACAACCAGGUGGUCCUCCCCCUGUCCUGCAUCGUGUCCCAGUACUCGUCAGGGGUGCGUAUCACCACCCCCUCCUCUGCCCCCCGCCCCACUGCCGCUGCUGCCGCCCCCGCCACCACCACCACCACCGCUGCUCAUCCACUGCUUGAGGUGCUGCAGCGUCUGGGCGAGGGCGGCACUAACCUGGAGGAGGUGGCACGUCUAGUUACCCCAGCACUCCUUCGCCAAGUGGCACUGCUCGGCACCACCACCACCAUCACCACCCACCACCACCACCGCCACCACCAGCAGUACCCCAAACCGAGGCAGACGCUGUGGCAUGAAUCGCACAUCUCAGCAAACACGUUUCUCGAGAAUAAACACACCACCGCCGCCACCACCAGCCCCCCCCUGGCCUAUCACCCCCUGAGGCCGCUGGUGAAGGCUGCCCAGCGAGUGUUGCUGUCAUCACCACUCCUCCUGACCCCUCAGGUGACACUGGUGCGGGGCUUCAAGACGCAGCAGUCCAUCGAGAGGGAGGCGCUGCGGCAGGCCAGCUUCACAGACCGCCUCAAGACUGGCCUGAGGUCCCGGCAGCGCACCGCCUCCCACCGCACUCUGCAGCAGGAGGCGGAGACCAACCCAAAGCUUAAAGGCCUUCUGACGGAGAGUGGCACAGAGGAGGGGCAGCGUGCCAUCAAGGUCGCGUUUGCUGAGGGAUACCUGGCAGCAGACCCCCAGAAGCAGCAGUCCAAAGCUAUGAGGUGGAUCAGGAAUUUUCAGCAAGUUUUAGCCAUCGUUGUGUUCAUCGCCAUCCUCUUCUCUCUUAUGGGUGGAAUGGGAGGCUCAAUGUUCAGGAUGCAUGUGGGAAACGGCAAUGAGGUUCACCCUGAAGAGAUUACUGUGUCCUUUGAAGAUGUGAAGGGGGUUGACGAAGCAAAACAAGAACUGCAAGAGAUCGUCGAAUUUCUCCGUAACCCCGAGAAAUUCACGUCUCUCGGGGCUGAGCUGCCGAAGGGAGUGUUGCUGGUCGGACCCCCUGGCACCGGCAAGACCCUGCUGGCCCGGGCUGUGGCAGGGGAGGCAGGGGUCCCAUUCUUUCAUGCGGCAGGGCCAGAAUUUGAUGAGAUUCUGGUCGGGCAAGGAGCAAGAAGAGUGAGAGAUUUAUUUAGAGCAGCCAAAAUGCGAGCUCCCUGCGUCAUCUUCAUCGACGAGAUAGACUCAGUGGGCGCCAAGAGGUCCAACUCAGUACUGCACCCCUAUGCCAACCAGACCAUUAACCAACUGCUUUCAGAAAUGGAUGGGUUUCACAAGAACGAGGGGGUGAUAGUCCUGGGCGCCACCAACAGGAGGGACGACCUGGACAAGGCUUUACUCAGGCCGGGGCGUUUUGAUGUGGAAGUGCAGGUGCCCAUCCCAGACCUGGCAGGGCGGAAGGAGAUCUUUGAGUAUUACCUGGGCAAAGUGAAGGUGGGCGAUGACGUGGACAAAUUUGUGCUAUCCCGCGGCACCACUGGAUUCACUGGUGCAGACAUCAAGAACGUGACGAACCAAGCAGCUCUGAGGGCCGCAGCUGACCAGGUGGACGCUGUGUCAAUGAAACACCUUGAGGCGGCCAGGGAUAAGGUGCUGAUGGGGCCAGAAAGAAAGUCGCGUAUUCCGGACGAGGAGGCGAAUUUGGUCACAGCCUAUCACGAGGGAGGUCACACGCUGGUUGCCUACUACACCCGUGACUCCCAUCCCCUGCACAAGGUCACCAUCAUCCCAAGGGGCCCCUCUCUUGGCCAUACUGCCUACAUCCCCGCAAAGGAACAAUAUCACAUGACAAGAUCUCAGAUGCUGGCCACAAUGGACUCUCUGAUGGGAGGACGUGCUGCGGAGGAAAUUAUCUUUGGCUGUGAUUCUGUGACCUCUGGGGCCUCGUCUGACCUUAAGCAAGCCACGAACAUUGCAACCCACAUGGUGAAAGAUCUCGGCAUGAGUGACAAAGUUGGGUUAAGAACAUUUGAAGAUAAUUCCGGCCAGCUCAUCAGCACUGGUGAGUCUCUGGGCCACUCGACAAAGGAAGCCAUCGACAGUGAGAUCAAGAGGCUGUUGCAGGAAUCCUUUGACCGCGCCAAGGCAAUCCUGAAACUGCACGCAAGGGAACAUAAGGCGCUCGCAGAAGCAUUGAUGAAAUAUGAAACUUUAGACGCAGAUGAUAUUAAAGCAAUUCUUGACGGCCGCCCUGUUUCAAAGGAUCUAUAGUUUGCAGCGCUUAUACUUCCCAGCCCGAGGUGGAAAAGUACUUAGGCUCGUGGUGUCUGGUUUGUGUGGCUCCGGGGCGGGCUGUGGUUUUUUUUUUUGUUUUUUUUGUUUGUUUGUUUGUUUGUUUGUUUGUGUAUAUAUGUGUGUGUGUGUGUGUGUGUGUUUGUGUGUUUUCUUUUUUAUGUGAGGUUUAUUUGAUUAUUAUUUAUUUAUUUUUUGUUUUUUUUUGUUUCGCUCAUUUUUUUUCGUUUUUUUCUUUUUCAUUUUAGUUAGUUUAUUUUCAUGAUUGUAAAUAGUUAAUGACAUUUAUGGUUCAUGCCUACUACUACUACUACUACUGCUACUAAUACUACUGCUGCUACUACUACUACUACUACUACUACUACUACUACUACUACUACUACUACUACUAUUCUACUACUACUACUACUACCACUACUACUACUACUACUACUACUACUACUACUACUAUUUUUCUCUCACAUUAUUAUUAUUCUUUUCUAACACAUUGAAAAAAGACCGUGUGUGUGUGUGUGUGUGUGUGUGUGUGUGUGUGUGUGUGUGUGUGUGUGUGUGUGUGUGACUUCGUUUUUUCAAUUAUUAUUAUUAUUAUUAUUAUUAUUAUUAUUAUUAUUAUUAUUAUUAUUAUCAUUAUUAUUGUUGUUGUUAUUAUUUGAUGGAACUAAAAUUUUGGAAUCUUUUCAUUUAUCUUUUUCUUUUUUCUUUUCUUAAUUUUUCGUCUUUCCUUUUUUUAAUUCUUUAUUUUAUUUUAUUUUUUUUUAUUUAUUUAUGUUUUUUUUCAACAGUAUUGCCACCACCACCACUACUAAACACUAUAUAAAGAUGCUUGUACGUCACCACCAUCACCACCACCACCAUCACCAUCAUCGUCAUCAUCAUUCAUUGUUAUAUAUAAAGAAGCCGUAUCAUUUUAAUCUUUGCCUUUUUAAACUAUUUUCUAUUCAAUUAAUGUGCUAUCCUGUCUAUCUAUCAAUCUAUCAAUUUAUCUAUCUAUCUAUCUCUAUCUAUCUGGCAGUAUUCUCUCUCUCUCUCUCUCUCUCUCUCUCUCUCUCUCUCUCUCUCUCUCUCUCUCUCUCUCUCUCUCUCUCUCUCUCUCUCUCUCUCUCUCUCUCUCUCUCUCUCUCUCUCUCUCUCUCUCUCUCUCUCUCUCUCUCUCUCUCGCCACCAGCACCAUCACCACCACCGUCAUGACAUCAGGCCUCAUCACCCCCCCCCCCUUGCUUGCCCCACCUGUGUUAAUUAGCGACAGGUGUAAAUUGGUAUAUGAAUAAAUUGGCUAUCUUAUUAAAUUUGAUGUUAGGUAUUAUAGUAAAGAUUUAUCCUGCCUUGUUAUUAUUAUUAUUUUUUUUCUUAUAUGAAGUUGUUCUGUAUAUUAUUGACUUUAUUGCCUCCACCAUGUACGUAUUUGACUUUGCAUAAAAUGUAAUUCUAUU
Scylla paramamosain (green mud crab) is the source of this 3978-nucleotide messenger RNA. RefSeq names its product ATP-dependent zinc metalloprotease YME1L-like (gene YME1L). NCBI's taxonomy places the organism in Eukaryota, Metazoa, Arthropoda, Malacostraca, Decapoda, Portunidae. Gene Ontology annotation, biological process: mitochondrion organization; protein quality control for misfolded or incompletely synthesized proteins. Gene Ontology annotation, cellular component: mitochondrial inner membrane. Gene Ontology annotation, molecular function: ATP binding; metalloendopeptidase activity; ATP hydrolysis activity. The record is from RefSeq and is a predicted model, not a curated record.